AUGGCACCAACCACGUUUCACCUUAUCUCCCUCUCUCGACCUAUAGAGCCGGAAGUGCUAGCGUCAAAGGUCAGGGACCUUAACCCAGAUAGUCAACCAACUUGGGUCGGAAAAGUGCACCACUGGCUUCUAGAGCCGCGGUUGUCUGCGGAGGCUCUCACUGGAACCGGGAACAUCAUGACCAAAUGGGACUAUCUUCUUGUGGGACCCAAAGAUAUAGCAGAGCAGCUAGGCCUCGAGAUUGCAUCGAGCUGGUCCAUCACCGCAAACGUUGCGGAUGAUGCUCAGAAGCCGGAGGUGGUGGCUGAACAACUUCUUGCUAGAGAACCUCAUCUCCCCUCCGGGUGGACUGCUAAGGACCCCAGCGACUUGGAAGCAUCUGUUUCACCAGAUGAUCUGAAGCUGUCAUUGUCCACCCGUUCUAGGCUCCUUGGGUCACAGAAGGACACGGAUGGAGUGACAGUCAAAAGUUUUACCCAAGAUUUUGGCUCGUCCCAUCAAGGCCCGGUUGUGGUUCUGAAUCUGCUUUCGUAUGCCCCAGGCAAGAGACUAUCAUACCUGGAAGGAUACGUUGCUGGUUUUGGGCGCACAGUCGGACCGAAAUAUGGUAGCGAUGCAAUAUGUUUCGCUUCUGGCACCACAUCUUGGUCCUCAAAACUGGAAGAGGGAAGUAACGAUUCUCACUGGGAGGAUGUUGCCCUCGUGUGGUAUCCGUCGAUAUGGCAUUUUGCAAAGAUGCUGGAUGAUGCGGACUACGCUCGUCUUGACCGGGAAUUUAAGACUGGAUUGCUGGAAGACAAUCCGCUCCUAUGCUGCACGGAAGUCAAGAUGGUUUAG
Molecule: messenger RNA, 837 nt
Organism: Penicillium arizonense
Lineage: Eukaryota; Fungi; Ascomycota; Eurotiomycetes; Eurotiales; Aspergillaceae
Exons: 1
Coding region: 1-837 (278 amino acids)
Source: RefSeq, a predicted model, not a curated record